This is a messenger RNA of Grosmannia clavigera kw1407, 603 nucleotides long. Its product is annotated as 60S ribosomal protein l6. Gene Ontology annotation, molecular function: RNA binding; structural constituent of ribosome. The coding region runs from base 1 to 603 and encodes 200 amino acids. The record is from RefSeq and is a predicted model, not a curated record. Lineage: Eukaryota; Fungi; Ascomycota; Sordariomycetes; Ophiostomatales; Ophiostomataceae. Gene Ontology annotation, biological process: ribosomal large subunit assembly; cytoplasmic translation. Gene Ontology annotation, cellular component: ribosome; cytosolic large ribosomal subunit. The transcript is spliced from 3 exons.
AUGUCGGCGGCACCCACGACGAAGAAGUUUGGCAAGUCCACCCGGACGGUGCCUCACCCCAGCCAGCGGGCCCAGAAGUGGUACGCCGCAGAAGAGGACUCACAGCCGAAGAAGGUCCGCAAGGCCCUUCGCCCCUGGGCUCCACGCAAGUCCCUUCAGCCCGGCACGAUCCUCAUCCUCGUUGCUGGCCGCUUCCGCGGCAAGCGUGUCGUUCUCCUUAAGACGCUCGACCAGGGCCUGCUCCUGGUCACCGGCCCCUUCAAGGUCAACGGUGUGCCGCUGCGGAGAGUGAACGCCAAGUACGUCAUCGCGACAUCCGAGAAGGUCGACCUGUCCGGCGUGGACGCCAAGAAGAUCGAGGAGAUCGCCGCACCGAACUACUUCACCGCGGAGAAGGCGAAGGAGAAGGCCAGCGAGGAGGCAUUCUUCAAGCAGGGAGAGAAGCCCCAGAAGAAGGUCGUCCAGGCGACGCGCGCAGAAGACCAGAAGGCCAUCGACAAGGCCAUCAUCGCAAACAUCAAGAAGGUCGACCUGCUCAGCAGCUACCUCGCCACAUCAUUCAGCCUGCGCAAGGGUGACAAGCCCCACGAGAUGAAGUGGUAA